This is a messenger RNA of Closterium sp. NIES-65, 5775 nucleotides long. Lineage: Eukaryota; Viridiplantae; Streptophyta; Zygnematophyceae; Desmidiales; Closteriaceae. The record is from the annotation of a GenBank genome assembly.
AUGGAGCAGCUCGCUCCCCGUUUAGCAAUAGCCGUUUUUCUUUCCGUGGCCGCCGCUGCCACGUGGCACGUUCUAGACAACUUCUUGGUUAUUACCCCUCCGGCGGGAUGCGCGGGGCCCGCGGGGUCUCCGCGGAUUGCGGAGUGCGUGGCGGAGUUCCGCAGCGCGCGGCGGUCGCUGGGCGUGAUGCCGCAGCAGCAACAGGACGUCACAGCAGCCAUGCUCGUGCGGGUCGAGGUGCAGGUGCACGGCAUGAUGCGGGUGGUGAGGCGGCUUCAAGCGAGUAAUAUCUCCAGCUUCACGCCUAGUCAGCAGCACUUCAUCCGAGCUGUCUCAGAUGACUGCCUUGAGCAGGGCGCGGACGCGGCGGAGGAGGUGCGCGAGGCAUACCUGGAGCUGCGCGCGGGGCCCCGCGGGGACGACUUGCGCUUCCAGCUGGCGGCGAUCAAAACGAAACUCAGUAACUGCGUUACCGGGUUCGCCGAGUUCGCACCCGGAGUCCUCAAGACAGAACUCGGAGCCAUUCUUGCGAUGGGAACUGCACAAGUGAAGUCCACCGUAAACGCCGCCGUCACAAUCGCGUCAGCCUAUAGAGGGUACGGUACUCUCGCGCGAGGGCAGCAGAGCAACCGCCAGCAGGUGGCGCAAACGGUCGGCAUGCGCGCAGGACAAGCGGGGGCGGGUUUGCGCCGGCCAGUGCUGUACCCCGCUCAACAAUCCGCGGGGCUGCGGCCAUGGCAGGCGCGGCAAAGUGGUCAAACGGCGCAGGCGGGGCUGCGCCCCAUACAGGCGGGGCAGACGGGCCAAGCGGAGCAGUCCGAGCAGGCAGGGAAGCUGGGGCAGGCGGCGCAAGGGGGGCAGGUGGGGCUGCGCCCAACACAGGCAGGGCAGUUGGGUCAAGGGAGGAAAGCUGGGCUGCGCCCUACACAGGCGGGGCAGGCGGCGCAGAAGGGGCAGGCGGGGCUGCGGCCAACGCAGGCGGGACAGGCGGCGCAAGGGGCGCAGGUGGGGCAGCAUCUCGCUGUACAGUAUAGCACGGGGCUCCAGCCGCAAACCCCGGCGCAGCCGCAAACUGGUUACCAGGUACAAGCGCAAUCGCAACAGCUCGCGUGGUCCCAGGUGCAGCCGGUGUAUGACUAUAACGAGUACGAGUAUGACGACCCGAUAGACGGAGGCAGUGACUACCCUACAGGUAGGGAUAGAAGGGGUGGGCAAAAUCACUUCGAAGGCGCGGAGCAACGGCCGAAAUUGGUUCAGGCGCAGUCGCUGAACGAGGCGGACUUGUCUGGGUCGUACGAUGUGGGUGAAAAGUCCACCCCAACCGGAGUGGGCAAAAUGUCCCUUGGGAAUGACGACGAGUACAAUCGCGAUUACAGAAGCAGUAACGACAGCGAAUCUGAUUACUACAGUUACGAGUACCAAGAAUCGCAGCGUGCCAAUAGCGGGUAUGAUGAUCUUGAUAAUUCGCCCCAAGGCGGCAGCACAUUUCAGCAAGCUACUGCUGAUAGCAGCCACCUCUUACACAUUUCUUGGGACAACAUCAGUGAAGGUAAUACUGAUAUUGGUGGUGACGGCGAGAAUUCCGAUUAUUCGGCUAACUACUCUAAUGAUGCUAAUUUCGCUAAGGACGUUCAAAGUAGUAGUGGAAGCGUAGGUAGCGGUUCGUACGACGACGUUGACAGUAAAACUUCACCUAACGAGGGCAGCGUUUUAGACUCUGACGGUAACGGUCGCAGUAGCAGUGUUAGCAGCGCGAAUUACCGUCCGGAUUCUCCGGCUACUGGCAGGAAUGGCGACGACAGUGGCUCGGAUUAUUACGAUGACGCUACUGACAAUAACGGCGACAUUAGCGACGGGUAUGACAGCGGGUCAGACUAUUACAGCGCAUCAGGCGGCGGUCCAACUGAUAACAACAAUGGCGACGGCGGUUUAGGCAGCAACGUGAGUGGUGGUGGUCGCAGCAGUGUUACCACCGCGAGUGACGACUCAGACCCCCUUACACGUGGUAACGAAAGCGGCGAUCGUGGCUCGGAUUACUACGACGACGGUGGCGACAAUGGCGGCGACGCUGGCAAUAACGGCGACGUUAGCGAUGACGUCGACGGUUACGACAGCGGAUCAGACGGUGACGGCGACGGCUCCGAUACGGAUAUUGGUCCGAGCGAGGGCUCUGGCUUGGACGGCGAUGCUACUGACUUAGGUGACGGUUUCGAAAGUACUAAUGCUGACAUAGAUUACGGUUUCGGUAGUACUACUUAUGAUAGUGACACAAGCGGAUCAGAUGACUAUAGUGGUGCCGCUGCUAGUGGUAAAAGCGAAGAGAAGCCUUGGGAGUACCACGAUUCGACUGGCGGUGCUACAGCCGCUGCAACCAAUGCUGCUACAGUGGCUGCUACAGUCGCUGCUAUUGAGGAUGGCACAUUGAACAACAGGGACGGAGAUGGAUUGGAUUAUAACGCUGACGCUGCUAACGCUGCUGACCGUGCUGACUUUGCUGACAAUGCUGACGCGGCUGACCGUGCUGACUUUGCUGACAAUGCUGACGCGGCUGACAAUGCUGACGCUGCUGACGAUGCCGAGGGACCUGAUUCCGAUGACCAACAGCGGGAUUUCACAGGCACGCGAAACCGGCAGCUGCGCGCCACUGACGAUGUUAUCCGACAGGCUUCGCUACAGGGUGGUUACCACAGUAGCAGUGGUGAUCGUGGCGAAAGCGCGGAUGGUUACCACAGUAAGGUUGGCGAAGUUGGCGAAGAAGCGGGUGGUUACCACCACCCGGAGUGGCUGGAGGCGGGGCUGUACGAACAGCUGAAGGAGCUCCAGGCGCGCAUGCGCGGAGAGCACGCGCGCGCGCAGCAGUGGGCGGACAGACGGCGCAAGCUGCUGGGGCUCCCCGCGGAGACGUGGGGCAGCGACGGCGGGGAAGGGGAGGAAGGAGAGAGGGGGGCGGCAGAGGGGACGAGGAGACGAGGGUUCGGGGUGGGGCAAUGGCGGAAGCGGAAGAGUGACACGUGGCGGAGACGAGGCGCGCCGCAGCGGAGGGGGCUGGAAGCGCAAGGACUACAGGCGCAAGGGCUACAGGCGCAAUGGUUACAGGCGCAACAGCUACAGGCGCAAGCGCGCCCGCGGAAGAGCCUUAUUCCCCUUUCCGCCUACCCCCUUUCUAGCCCCCGUUCCGUCCGUCCUCCCCCCAUCCCCGCGCACCAUUCAACGCAGCGCGCGCCGAUCCCCCUAGCGACGACGAUGGGGAAGAAAACCGCAGAACACCUCCCCACCGCGGGGCACCACUCCCCCGGAACCCUGCACCACGCGCCUGGGACGGGGCCCGCGCAUAAGGAGAAGCAGCCGAACCACUGGGGGGAGGGUAAGGGGCAGGGGGGAGGGGGAGUGACGCGCGGGCACCAUACGCACCUGUGGCGGAACGGGCGCAGGGGCGCGCACCACCCCGCGGGGGUGGGGCACCAUAAGCACAAGUGGACGCGGAAGCGGAAGGGCGGGGGCGGGAGUGGCGGAGGGACGGGGGGAGGAGGGGGGGGCGGGACGCGCGGGUCGUUUAAGGCGGAUGCUGUGGUUGGGCCGGGGGAGAAAUACAACACUGUUGAGGUGAGGGGAGGGGUGGUGAGGGGAGGGAUGGUGAGAGGAGGGGAGGUGAGGGGAGGGAUGGUGAGAGGAGGGGAGGUGAGAGGAGGGGAGGUGAGAGGAGGGGAGGUGAGAGGAGGGGAGGUGAGAGGAGGGGAGGUGAGAGGAGAAAAGAGGGCUAAAUCUGGAGCGUUGGGAGCAGCGCCCAAGGAGGGGCGGUUUGUGGUAUUCAUCCGCGCGGGGACCUACCAUGAGUCCAUCAUCUUCCGCAACAAGGGGCUGAUCAUGGUGGGGGAGGGCAGCGACAGGACGAUUAUCACUGGGGAUAAGAGCGCCGGCAGUGGGUCGACCACAUAUCGCUCUGCCACCAUCGGUAAGAACCAAUUGAUAUGUACCGCACCGCACCGCACAUACCAUGAGUCUAUCAUCUUCCGCAACAAGGGGUUGAUCAUGGUGGGGGAGGGCAGCGAUAAAACCAUCAUCACUGGGGAUAAGAGCGCCGCCGGCAGUGGGUCGACCACUUACCGCUCCGCCACCAUCGGUGAGCGGUGCAUUGUUGGGAGGGGGGUAUGGUGCCGCAAGGUAAGGCACGGUGCUGCAUUGGAGGCACGGUGCAACAAGGGGCUGAUCAUGGUGGGGGGUGGCGCAGAUAAAACCAUCAUCACGGGGGAUAAGAGCGCUGGCAGCGGGUCAGCUACGUACCGCUCCGCCACCAUGGGCGCCUCAAAAGUCACCCCCGUGUUUCCUCUCCUCCCUGUGAGUGCUCCCCCAGGAGCCAACAAGGAGCGGUUCUGCGCCCUGGGCAUCCGCUUUGAGAACACAGCCGGGCCGCAGAAAACCACCUCGUAUGGAGCCAACAAGGAGCGGGCCAACAAGGAGCGGUUCUGCGCUUUGGGCAUUCGCUUUGAGAACACGGCCGGGCCGCAGAACCACCAGGCAGUGGCCAUGAGGGCCAGUGGUGAUCGCUCUGCCUUCUUCGAGUGUGCCUUCGAGGCCAACCAGACGCCUUUUGAGACGUCUCAAGAGUGUGCCUUUGAGGCCAACCAGGUGCGGCCAACCAGGUGCGGCCAACCAGGUGCGGCCAACCCUCCUCUUGCACCCCACUCCCCUCUCGCUCCUUCUUUGAAUGCGCCUUCGAUCGAGGCCAACCAGGACACGCUCUAUGUGGACGCAGGCAGGCAGUACUACAAGGACUGUUACAUCGGCGGCACCAUUGACUUCAUAUUUGGCGAUGCAGCAGUGGUGCUAGACAAUCCCACCAUCGUGGUGCACAAGAGCAGCCGUGGUGAUAGUCAAUCCCACCAUCGUGGUGCACAAGAGCAGCUCCUUCGCAACCAUAGCAGCAUCGGGGCGGGAGAGCAACACGCCGACAGGCAUUGUCAUUCGCACCCGCAUCGCCCUGUUCCUCCCUCUCCCAACACACUCAUCCCUCACACGCAGCUCCCUGUCAUCUUCUCCCACGCACAUAUGUCGUGCGUGCGAGUGGACAUUGUCAUCUCCUCCCACGCACAUAUGUCGUGCGUGCGAGUGGACAUUGUCAUCUCCCUGCUCCUCCCUCUCCCACCACACUCAUCCCUCACAUGCAGCUCGUUUGCAACUAACACAGCCUCCUUUGCAACCAUCACGGCGUCGGGCCGGGAGAGCAACAUGCCAACGGGCAUUGUCAUUCGCAACGCCAAGAUCUCAGUUGACUCGGGCGUCUCGGAGGUCUACCUGGGGCGGCCCUCUCCCCUCACUCAACCCCCCGUUCCCCCCUUUCCGCCCUCCCCUCCCUUUCCCUCUCUCCCCCCCCCCCUCCCCCCCCACCCCUUCAGUUCGUUUGCAACCAUCACGGCAUCGGGGCGGGAGAGCAACACGCCGACGGGAAUCGUGAUCCGCAACGCCAAGAUCUCAGUUGACUCUGGGGUUUCGGAGGUCUACCUCGGCCGGCCGUGGAAGGACUGUGCUCGCACCGUGUUUGUUGACAGCUACAUGCCUGCGGAGUUGGAGCGGGACGGGUGGAGCACGUGGGGGGGAGACAGCAAGGGCAGCUGUGUGUACUAUGCAGAGAAGGGCAGCACGGGGCCGGGCUAUGCUGCCAGCCGAGCAUCGUGGGUGCACCCUGGGAUCAUCUCAGACGCCUCUCAGUUUGACCCCGAGCCAUUUGUCGACCUCAGCUCCUGGCUGGACGUGGCGGGGCAGAACCCCAAGUGGUGA